This is a messenger RNA of Tetranychus urticae (two-spotted spider mite), 1661 nucleotides long. It is a transcript of the gene Surf4, whose product is annotated as Surfeit locus protein 4. Gene Ontology annotation, cellular component: membrane; endoplasmic reticulum-Golgi intermediate compartment; endoplasmic reticulum. Gene Ontology annotation, biological process: Golgi organization. NCBI's taxonomy places the organism in Eukaryota, Metazoa, Arthropoda, Arachnida, Trombidiformes, Tetranychidae. The record is from RefSeq and is a predicted model, not a curated record.
ACUAAUCUGAUAAUGUUCAUCUACCAUUUGAUUUUAAUUUGAAUUUUCCUUCCUUAUUUUUUCCAGUUCCCCACUUUUUCACUUUCUUCUUUCUCUUCUUUCUCAUUUUUCUCUUUCUUUCCCUUCAUUUCUUUCCCUCUCAUAUGUGACUGGUGACUGCGUGUCAAGAAACGGAUUUUUCAGACGGCUUUCCUAAUGCUGGUUUCAAUUCAUUUGUAUAUUUAAUUAUCUUUAGUCCAUGUUUUUAUUAUUUUUAAAUAAUUUCGUACUCUACAUCUCCUUUAAGCCUGACAAUUAACAAUUCAACUCGAUUAAACCAUUAUCAUCCUAGCCAUCCAACCUGUGAAAAGUGAUUUAAUCCAGAUCAAUCAAUUCUAUAUUCAGGAUGAAUAAUUUUGUUCAAAAUGGGCUUCUACCCAAACUCGAGGAUACAGUUGAUAAGGUACUUCGCCAUUCCAAACAUAUUUUACCAACACUAGCACGUCUAUGUUUAAUAUCAACAUUCAUCGAGGAUGGCUUCCGUAUGUAUCUUCAAUGGUCGGAACAACGAGAAUUUAUGAACAUGUCAUGGGGCUGUGGUUAUUUUCUAGCUACCAUGUUUGUCCUUUUCAAUCUUGUCGGCCAAUUAGGAGGCUCAAUCAUGGUCCUCAUUAGAUAUCAGGUCCCAUAUGCCUGUUUCUUAUUAUUCUCAAUUAUUGUUGUGCAGACAAUUGGUUACAGCAUUCUUUGGGAUCUACCUUUUCUAUUGAGAAAUUUAUCAUUAUGUGGUGCUGUUUUACUAUUGUUAGCUGAAUCUAAACAAGAAGGUCGAAGUUUAUUUGCUGGUGUGCCAACUCUUGAUGAAAAUAAACCCAAAAACUAUAUGCAGCUAUUGGGAAGAAUUUUGCUCGUCUUCAUGUUCAUCACUGUUUUAAGAUUCGAAUUCAGUCUUCUCCAAUUUAUUCAGAUUCCAGUUGCCUGUUCUCUCAUGAUUCUAGUAACUGUUGGCUUUAAAACUAAAUUGAGUGCUUUUGUACUUGUUUUAUGGCUAACCUGUCUCAACUUCUGGUUAAAUGCUUGGUGGACAUUAGACUUACAUAAAUCAGUUCGAGAUUUCCUUAAAUACGAUUUCUUCCAAACUCUAUCCGUGGUUGGAGGUUUACUGAUGGUUGUUUAUCUUGGUCCUGGAGGUGUUUCAAUUGACGAUUAUAAGAAACGUUGGUAGUUUGGAAGAAGCAGUACAAUAACUAAUAAAUGAAGAAAGGAGACAAAGAAGACUAAUAAAUAUUGAAUAUUUUUAAAAGGAAAAUAAAUAUUGUCAAGACCAAUCAUAGAAAAAAAAUCUACUCAUCAAGAGGAUUCCAACAAAGAAAGAACUUUAAAAUCAGGAAUCCUCGCAGAUCAACCAAAUAUAAAAAUACAACAAAGUUAUAUUCUAUUCUUUUAUAAUAACGGAAUGUUCCUCAGAUCAUAUUUUGUUCUUCUUUAUUUCGCUUCUUUAUUUACUUUUUAUCGCUCUCUUCUGCUGCUCCUCUUUCAGGCUCAUAACAUUUUUUGUCUGUUGAUUUUGGAUUUUUGUUUAAGCCAAAAGAAAUCAUGGUCAAUCGAUUUCAACAAAUAAAUGAGUUAAUUUUUAUAUAUACACACAGAUACAUAUAAACAUUUAAACUGCCCCGAUUCAA